Molecule: messenger RNA, 1287 nt
Organism: Bipolaris sorokiniana ND90Pr
Lineage: Eukaryota; Fungi; Ascomycota; Dothideomycetes; Pleosporales; Pleosporaceae
Exons: 3
Coding region: 26-1174 (382 amino acids)
Source: RefSeq, a predicted model, not a curated record
AAUCAGUGCCCUGACUGUCUUCCAGAUGAUGCAGAAAAGUCAUAAAGAGACUCGCUCAUCAGUUCACAUCGAAAAGGCAGAAUGGCUACUCGCAGAAGCCGUGCGACUACAUUCUCAUGCCGACUUUGGCGAAAACCCAGUCUUGGAGCAUGUCCUCACUAGUGUAUUUUUGUUCGGUUGUCAGUUCUCCAAGGGUAACCAUCACGCUACUAGAUUCCGGCUUCGAGAAGCAAUUACGCUGGCUGAAACAAUGGGGUUGGAUGAUCCGCAGACGUACGAGAAUAUCUCUAGGGAUGAGAAGAAUAGGAGGCUAAGGACGUUUCUUUGUUUGACGGUAAUUCAUCGUGUAUACGCAAUCCAAAGAGACAGCCCCAUAAACGACUACCUCCUCACUAGCAGCCGCCUCCACAUAGUCCGCACCACCCUAAACCAACUCUCCACCAACUUCGGCCAACCCGACGAAAAAGUCAUCGCAGGCCUCGGCUACAUGGUCGACCUAAUCGACUUCGUCGACUCCACCUUCGUCAAAUGCUGGCGCAACCAAUGCUGGAACGAAGCAACCCCCACCCACAUCUCCGCAAAGACCGUUUCCACAUUGCUGCAACGAUACACGGAACCAAUGUCCACGCGUGAAUCGCCCAACGACGCCCAGCGCGCAGAUGUCCUGGUUACGAGACAUUGGAUCUGCCACAUACUGUGGGACCUCGGUUCUCGCCACGGAUUCCUGCAAGCGGAAAACGCAGUAGUCCAGAUGCGACCAGAUUACGCAUUAACAAUCGCACACGACAGUAUCGAGACGUGCGAAUCCCUCGAUAUGACAUCUCUAGAAUGCCAUGGAGUCGGACUGGUUGAGAAACUCUAUGAUAUCGUUACAAGUGCAAUUACGGCGACACAACCGACGGGGUUUGGCCCUGCGAUGCCGCAUUUAUCGAGUGCUCCGGGAAUUCAGGACAGAAAUGCUGUAUUGGCAUGGCCGGUGGGGUCGGUAAUCGAGCCUGCUUUGAAUCAAGGAGAAGGGAGCACUUGGGAUGAGGAGAUAGUGUGCCCGAAAAUUACUCCAUGUUUAGCUGAUUUUGUGAAUCGGUUUCUUGUUGUCUUUGCGUCGUUUCGGGGCGGGAAACAUCCGUACUUGAGGCCCUAUAUGCGGAUGCUAUGUGAUUUGGAUCUUGUUUGAGUAGCGGGUGGGGUUCAUUCAUCAGAGCUACAUAUGGACAGUAAUGUUCCUGGUCAUCAGGUUCUGCCAAGAUUUGCGAUGAAAGGGAUCAUCAUGGUCAUGAUUUAAAGGAG